Uranotaenia lowii is the source of this 786-nucleotide messenger RNA. RefSeq lists its product as uncharacterized. The record is from RefSeq and is a predicted model, not a curated record. The transcript has a single exon. The coding region runs from base 1 to 786 and encodes 261 amino acids. Lineage: Eukaryota; Metazoa; Arthropoda; Insecta; Diptera; Culicidae.
AUGCAACGAUUCUGGAUCAUCGGAGAGGCAGAUUCAGCUCCUUGUAUGUCGGUGGAAGAAGCAGCCUGCGAAAAGCACUUUUCGCAGAACGUUCAACGCACCCCAGAAGGUCGAUACAUCGUUCGAUUGCCGUUCAAGGAACCUGUUUCCAGCGUAGGCGACAAUCGCAGCAUCGCACAACGUCGAUUCCGGAUGGUUGAGUCUCGCUUGCAACGGGACACUAAUCUACAGGCUCAGUAUCACGACUUCAUGGCCGAAUACGUCACCUUAGGGCACAUGCAGCGAGUAGACACUUCUACUCCACCUACCCAGCAGUAUUACCUUCCUCAUCAUGCGGUGAUUCGUGAAGAUAGCUCGACUACCAAGGUGCGAGUCGUCUUCGAUGCUUCGUGCAAGUCAGGAUCUGGCAAAUCGCUCAACGACGUGCUCAUGGUUGGGGCAGUCAUCCAAGACGACCUUCGUUCAAUCAUCCUGAGAACCAGAAUCAAUCCCGUUUUGCUCAUCGCUGACAUCCAAAAAAUGUACCGUCAAAUCCUGGUCGACGAACGAGACACUCCUCUCCAGCGGAUUCUUUGGCGAAGUUCACCGGACGAGCCUGUCAGCACGUUUGAGCUGAAAACAGUCACCUACGGCACAGCUAGUGCACCAUUCCUGGCCACCAGAACCCUACAACAAUUGGCAGACGACGAAAAAGCGGAUUUUCCUAUGGGCGCGGCGAUUCUGAAGAGAGAUGUGUACGUAGACGACCUGGUUACCAGCGGAAGGACUCCUGAAGAACUGGCGUAG